UCUUGGAAGUUUUAAAAAUGCACCGAACCACAUAAAACGUAGGUCGGAAUGGUUUGUGGCCGCUGGAUUUCUAUAUACUGGAAACAAUAAUGAAGUGCAUUGUGAGACUUGUGAAACAACAGUGAACGUUUCCGAUGACAACAUCGACCCAUGGGAUUCUCAUCAGAGCGCAUCUCGGGAUUGUCUUUACUUGAAAAUAAUGACAAAGUGCAAACCUGGUCAAUCUACACCGACCCACGUGGAAAAGAUAUCUAAUCUUACUGAGUCUCUAUCACUUGUUGUCAAAUCCUACAACAAGGCCCCGGAAUCAUUGAAGGCGAUCGCACCAAGAUUAAUUGCGUUGGGGUUUCACUACACCGGACGGGGAGACCAAAUAAAAUGUUGCAGUUGUAAAGAGAUUUUCGAAAAUUUCGGCCCGGAUAUGGAUCCUUGGAAGUGGCACUUAAAUUCAAAACCAGAUUGUGAAUAUGUUCAACUAGUGCAAAAAUAUGCAUUAAUUAACAACUCAGGUAGUCAAGACUUGUUAGCGAAAGUUGCAUCUUAUGAGAAAUCUCCCAAUGUUUUAAGGAGAAAAUCGGGACAAUAUGCAGUAGCAGGAUUUUUCUACACAGGCUGCUCCGAUCAAGUGUAUUGCUGUAGCUGUAACUCAAUACUAUCCGAAAUAACAGAAGUCACUAACCCUUGGAGGGAACAUAUUAAACUCAAUCCAGAUUGUGAGUACAUGCGUGUUGUCCAAAAGCACGGAAUUAUGGAUGCUAUGCACCAACAAAAUUUGCCUAUGGAUCUCGAAUCAUAUAACGAAGCGCCGACAAUGCUGAAGAAAGCAGCUCGAAGGUACGCCAUGGCUGGUUUCCGAUACACUGGAAUCGAAGACCAAGUAUUGUGCCAUACUUGCGGUAUAACCAUUUCCGGAUGGAGUGCACUCGAUGAUUCCUGGCGAAAGCACGUUGCAAAUGCUCCACAUUGCAAAUACGUUGAGAUUCUACAAAAGCACAAAUUGAUGGAUUUAACCAAUCAAGACUUACUCAGAAAUCUAACAUCCUUUGAGUCGGCACCUAGGAAUUUAAGGAGAAUAAGAGCUGAACUCGCCAUGGCUGGUUUCUUCUACACAGGACAAGGGGAUAAUGUGCAAUGUUACAGCUGUGGGCUAUAUAAGUCCAAUCGGACACAUGGAGACAACCCUUGGAUGAAACACCUCGAAAACUCUCCAGAUUGCACAUAUGUUGCGACUUUCCAAAAGCAUGCAGCAGUGAAGAGGAUAAGGACAGAGAACAGCGAGAUAACUUUCGCCACCUGUAUUUUGCUUACUAACCCCCCUAACGUUUUAGAACCUGCAGUAUCACAUUCCGCUCCUUUCAAAUAA
This is a messenger RNA of Hermetia illucens (black soldier fly), 1363 nucleotides long. RefSeq names its product E3 ubiquitin-protein ligase XIAP-like. Gene Ontology annotation, cellular component: cytoplasm; nucleus. Lineage: Eukaryota; Metazoa; Arthropoda; Insecta; Diptera; Stratiomyidae. The record is from RefSeq and is a predicted model, not a curated record. Bases 200 to 1363 code for a protein of 387 amino acids. The transcript has a single exon.